Molecule: messenger RNA, 1776 nt
Organism: Maudiozyma barnettii
Lineage: Eukaryota; Fungi; Ascomycota; Saccharomycetes; Saccharomycetales; Saccharomycetaceae
Gene: ARX1
Product: putative hydrolase
Exons: 1
Coding region: 1-1776 (591 amino acids)
Source: RefSeq, a predicted model, not a curated record
AUGGAAUUAGCUGUAUCUCACGAGGAUUCUCAAAUUUUACUAAAAGAUAAAAAUAUCUUACAGGAUUCCGUUGUGGAUAAGUAUAGAACUGCAGGUCAAAUCACCCAAACAGCUUUGAAAUAUGUCACUGGUUUAAUUAAUGAUAUCUAUCACUACAGGACUAUUGAAACACCAUUAACAAUUUCAGAGUUAUGUCUUUUGACCGAUUCUUUUAUCGUUACUAGAUUGGAACAAUAUUACAAGAACAAAGUCAACGAAAGAGGUAUUGCCAUUCCAACAUCUAUCGAUGUUGACCAACUAGCUGGUGGUUGGAGUCCUGAAAUUGACGAUAUCAAGAAUCUAAAGAAUUGGAAUAAAGAAACUACAUCUGAGGAAGACCCAUUGAACAGUACUGUUACUGGUCUUCUGAAACCAGGUGAUAUAGUCAAGAUUACAUUAGGUGUCCACAUCGAUGGUUACACUUCUGAAGUUUCCCACUCAAUGGUAAUCUACCCAACUAGUACCAAUGAAGCAGGUAUCGUCGUACCAACUGGUCCUUUAUUAGACAUUAAAGCGGAUGCUGUUGCUGCAAGUCAUAUCGCUGUCGAAACUGUAAUUGCAUUACUUGCAUGUGCUUUGACUCCAGAAAAGCUUCCUGCUACUUUAGGUACUUCCGUUACAGGUCAACUUAUAAGACAUGUUGUUAAUACUAUUGCACGUUCUUAUAAUUGUGCUAUUGUACCAGGUUCCCGUGUUCGUAGAAUUAGAAGAUUUUUGGCAGGUCAAAAUGAAGGUAUUGUUGCGGAAAGGGAAUACAAGGGUGUUGUUUGGGCUGAAUCUCACCAAGAAGCUGAAUUAUUGGCUAACUCUGAGGUUAAGGAUUUAACUGUUGCAACAAACAGUAGUAGAAGUGCCCCAUCUGCCAUUCCUGUGGAUGAUUUUGUCGUUAAGGCCGGUGAAGUCUAUUUAGUUGAUUUAAAGAUGGUACCAUUAGGAAAAACUACUAAGAAGGGUCUAGUUACUUUAGAAGUAGUAGACUCUGCUAAGGGUAAAUCUCAUAGAAAGAAUGAAUUAGUUGCUAGAUCUGGUAUUUUCGUCAGAGAUUUCGCUCAAAUUCAUGCAUUAAAACUAAAGACAUCUAGAAAACUUGUGACAAAAAUUGAUAGAAACGGUGUAUACCCAUUUAAAUUAUCUCAUUUAUCUGAAAAUUUUCCAAUUAUAUCGUCAAAGGAUUACAAUGAACAAAUUUCUGCAUUAGAUAAAGAUUUGAAAUCUUUCAGACUUGGUAUGAGUGAAAUUAUUAACAAUUAUCUAUGUGUUGAAUCUCCAGUUGAAGUUGCCAAAUGGGUUCCAUGGGAUCACAUUUUAAAAGUUUCUAACCAAAAUGGUGCUCUAAGUUAUGACGCCACUGCUAGUUUAACUUUACCAGGUCAUGAAGUUCCAUUACCAAAAUUAGGUAUAGCUACUUUGAAACUAAAGUCUCUAGUGAGAUCAUCUUCUGAGACCAUUGAACUGCCAGUUGUAAGAGAAUGUACCACUGUGGUAUUAUGUGACAGUGAUAUCAGCUCAGGUGAAAGACCAGAGGUGUUAAGAUUGACCGGUGGCUCAAAGACUACUCAACCAAGUUGGAUCCAGUCCAAACUUGAACUAAAUAACCAAGACCCAACUGUACAAGGUAUCUUCCAACUUGCUACAUUAGUCAAGGAUAAGAGAUUCGGUUUAAUAAUCAGAGAAACACAACCAAUGAAACAAAAUAUUGGCCAAAGUUCUAAUGAAAAUAAAGAUAUGGAACUUUAA